This is a messenger RNA of Taeniopygia guttata (zebra finch), 3284 nucleotides long. RefSeq names its product T-box transcription factor 22 (gene TBX22). Gene Ontology annotation, molecular function: DNA-binding transcription factor activity, RNA polymerase II-specific; RNA polymerase II cis-regulatory region sequence-specific DNA binding. NCBI's taxonomy places the organism in Eukaryota, Metazoa, Chordata, Aves, Passeriformes, Estrildidae. Gene Ontology annotation, biological process: regulation of transcription by RNA polymerase II; positive regulation of DNA-templated transcription; cell fate specification. The record is from RefSeq and is a predicted model, not a curated record. Gene Ontology annotation, cellular component: chromatin; nucleus.
CGUUACUCCCAUGAAAUGUCACUCAAUGUUUCUUAUGCUCCCACCAGUUUCCAAAACAAACAGAGGAGGCUGCAGCCGUCUAUUGACUCAGUUGGAUGCAAGAGGAUCUCGCCGUGGCCGCUGCCCCCCGACGGGAGCCGUGCGGCGGCCGGGCGAGGGGCACCGGGUACCGGCCGGGAUGGAGCCGCCGCCGCCCGCCUGAGCCCCGCUGCCGCCCGGGGGGACCCCCGGCAGCCCGGGGGGGAUGGCGCUCAGCUCCCGGGCUCACGCCUUCUCGGUGGAAGCCCUGGUGGGACGCUCGGCCAAGAGGAAGGUGCCGGAGGGUCGCGAUGAAGAGCCCGGCCCCGGCUGCCGGCCGGGUCGCAGAGCCCCGGAGGCGGAGAAGCGGCCCAAGGCUGGUGCCGAGAGCCGGGCGGGCGGGGUGCAGGUGGAGCUGCAGGGCUCCGAGCUCUGGAGGAGGUUCCACGACAUCGGCACCGAGAUGAUCAUCACCAAGGCCGGCAGGAGGAUGUUCCCGUCGGUCCGGGUGAAGGUGAAGGGGCUGGAGCCGCUGCAGCAAUAUUACAUCGCCAUCGACGUCGUGCCCGUGGACUCCAAACGAUACAGGUACGUCUAUCACAGCUCGCAGUGGAUGGUGGCGGGGAACACGGACCACUCCUGCAUCACCCCGCGCCUCUACAUCCACCCCGACUCCCCCUGCUCGGGGGAGACCUGGAUGAGGCAAAUCAUCAGCUUCGACCGCGUGAAGCUCACCAACAACGAGAUGGACGACAAGGGGCACAUCAUCCUGCAGUCCAUGCACAAGUACAAGCCCCGCGUCCACGUUAUCGCCCAGGAUUCUCGCUUCGAUCUAGCGCAGAUCCAGUCGCUGCCGGCCGAAGGGGUGCAGACCUUCUCCUUCCAGGAGACCGAGUUCACCACCGUCACGGCCUACCAGAACCAGCAGAUCACGAAGCUGAAGAUCGACAGGAAUCCCUUCGCCAAAGGUUUUCGGGACCCCGGCAGGAACAGGGGGGUCCUGGAUGGGCUCCUGGAGACCUACCCCUGGAGACCCCCCCUCGCCCUGGACUUCAAGGCUUUCGGUGCAGACAGCCAGGGUGGGAGCUCCAGCUCUUCUCCAGUGGCCUCCAGCAGUGGGACCCCCUCUCCUCUGAACCCCCUGCUCUCUCCAUCGUGCUCCCCUCCCACGCUUCACUUGCCCGCCAGCAACCUGGGCAUGUCGUGCCCCGAGAGCUUCCUGCACCCCCUCAACAUUCCCCUCUACUACAAGAUCUGCCCUACGAGCUUCUUGAGACAACAGGCACUCCUUCUUCCAAGCCACGAAAAACUGGGAGCCACCAACCCACACCUUUUACCCCACUUCAUGGUGGAUGUGCCCAAACUGUCUUCCCUGAAAAACGCCAAAGCCGAAGACUUAAACGCUCAGUGCCUACAAGCCCCCGGUUCUGCUGGUCAAAUGCUGUAUGGAUUACAUGCAUCUGGAAACAUUUUCCCAUCAAGUCCCAUUGCUCGGGAAGCACUUAAUUGUUCUUUACAUCCUCCAUAUGGCUUGUAUGGUUAUAACUUCUCUGUGCCAUCCAGACUGAUGAAUGCAGCAGGGCAUUUCAAAGUGAGUGACAGCAUUCCGGCUGCUUUGAGGGACGGCAGAUGCAAUCACUCCAACUGGCACCCCACAAUUAACCACUGCCUUUAGUGGGAUCAGAGAAUAUUUCUGAGCUGUGUAAAGCAAGUCUUUCCUUCCUUCAUAGCCAGGGGCUCGUUAGUUAUUGACUCUGAAACACUGCAUGGUACGGGAGCAGGAUGGGCAGGCAUGUAAUCCUUUUAUUUUGUGGACAGAAGUGUUGUGUUGUUGGGAGGGUGGAGGGUCUGAGAUGACCCUGAGGUAAUACUUUUUGGCCACAUUUAUGUCACAGUUGUAGGUUAAGAGCAAACUGUCAGUUACCUUUUUACUAUUUGCACUCUUAAGUGGGGACAUUGAUGUCUGUCUUUCUACAACUCUGUUUUCUCUCUCUUGCUUGCCUUUAGUUAGCUCAGAGCCCUGGGGAGCUGCUGCUCACCCACUCAAGUUUUAUCCCUAAUUUCAAAGGGACCAUCCAGGACCUGGAUUUGGCAAAGGAGCCACUUCUGGCCAAGCACUCGAGCUUGUUCUUAAGUUCUCUUGGCUCUAAUGAGUCCUAACUAAUGACAUUAAAGUCCCUCAUUCUUCAUGACCCAGAUGCCUCCGUUAUCAGGGUGGGGACAUAAAUCCAAAUACCUUAAAUCCAAGUAUCUGCUGCCAGGUUAAAGAAAGGCAGGAUGAAAGAUGGAUGGGGUGAGAAGCUGGAAGGGUGACCCAGAGCCCUCUUUUCCAUGCCCCAGCUCCCAGUAGCACCAGCAUUGAUGGUGUGGUGGGAAUGGCAGGGGGAGGUCACACAUCUCUCCUGUGGUGAGAUGGAUCCAUACUGGAGACAUGCAGGACACAUCAUGGGGAGCUGUGUGGGAUGAAACAUCCCCAGGAGCCCUGCAGGACAAUCCUUUGACCCAGAGCUCUCAGCCCCAAGGGACACAGAAGAUCCACGUGGGAUCUCAUCCAGCCUUGCCCGAGGGAAGGGGCAGGGAUGUUCCUGCCUCAGUCCCACAGAGAACACGGAUCCUUUAUGGAGAAUUACAACUCUACAAGCCCUGGAACAUGAGAUUUUCAAUUCCUUCCAAAAUUCCUGUUUGUUUUCUUGUAACCUGUGGAUACUCUUGUUAUCCCUGUAAAUAAUCUCCAGCUCCCAAGGGUGCCAUGUAACUCACAAUAAAUCAGGACACAGGUUUUAUUCUUUAUUUGAUUGAUGUUCAGGCUCUACCUAAAGUCAAAUUUAUCACUUGGUAGAUGUCAGAGAUUGGAAAAUAAGGCUUGGUUGGGACCAGCCCUAUUUUGGGAUUAAUCCUAUAUUUUCAAGCACAACACACAAUAUAGAGGGAUUAGGCACAGGCUUAAGAAUCAAAACUGAUACCAGAGGUUUGAUUUUAUUUUCAUCCUUAACAGAUAACAAAUUCAGACCAGAACAAGCAAUAUCAAAAACUGUUAAAUUAACAAAAAUUACAUGUUUAGUUUCAUGAGACUUUGAUAAAGUUCAGACAACAUUGGUUUCCUUAAUUGUCCUGAUGUGGGUGUUCACAGAGCCCUCAGUGAUGCCAGUAUGAAAUGGGGGAUUGUGAUAAACGGUCUGUACAACUGUAAAAAUGAACAAACCUGCUUUCUUGGGCUGUUUCUUAGCAGUUUAUCUCACUAUUUUUAUUAAAAAAAGAAAAAGCUU